CACGGACGGGAAAAGGAAACGAGAAGACGAUACCUUCUUCGCCAACUUCGACGACUUGGAGGACAACUUCGAUGGCUUCCUGCCGGAGCAGCGAAACCAAGGCGAUGGGAUGGGCUUUGGCAUACCGGGGCAGCCACCCAGAUCAAGAACGCUGCCAUCUUCCAGUCUCCCUCCACCGUUCUUCUACUUCGAGAACGUAGCGGUCAUGCCUCGCGGGAGCUGGGAGGACUCGACGGCAUCGAGCCAGAGCUCGUCAACUCCAAAUGGUUUUGCGCUGCGUCCAGGCCGCGAGGCUACGUCCACAACCUCCCCGUCAAAGGAAGAAGGGCGCUGCAUCCGGGACCGAUGACGAUCCAGGAGCUCGUCCCAGGGAUGGAGAACGUCCGGCCGCCGUGGGACAAGCGCGUCAAGCUCAACUGCAUCACCACCUCGAGCGACCGAGCUGCUCGCGUUCAGGCCAGCGCCGAGGCGUUCUACAACGACGACGACGUCGAUCCUCAAGUCUUCCUCGACAUGAAGAGAGCCAACCUCGUCUGGCGCGGCCGGGGGAUCCUGGCGCCGCUCGAAGUCCAGGAGCUGGAAGUAGUGCAAGGCUUCGACGUCGGGCACACGAGCUCCGGCCAGUCCCCGGCCGAGCGGAUCAAAGCUCUCGGGAACGCCAUGCAAGUCCACACGGUGGCAUGGCAUCUCUCGGUGCUGGGGGAGCUCUUCCCAUCCGGUAUCCGGGUCCUCUCGCUCUUCUCGGGGAUCGGCGGCAUCGAGGUGGCGUUGGAGAAGCUCGGUAUUCCAAUCAAGUUCCUCGUGAGCGUCGAAACCAGCGCGGACUGCCACCGAGUUCUGCGCAGCUGGUGGCAUAGAACCAGGCAGCGAGGAACACAUAUCGUCUUGGGCGACGUGACGGAGCUGUCUCGAGAGAGGAUCGAGGAGCUCGCUGCUCGAGCCGGGGGUGGCUUCGAUCUGGUGGCCGGUGGAAGCCCGUGCAACAACUUCUCGGGUAACAACAGGACUUCUCGGACUGGGAUCACUGGCGAUAAGUCGCGGCUCUUCUUCGACUACGUGAGGAUUCUCACCACGGUGAGAAGCAUCAUGGCCAAGUCGGCGUCGUGAUCGAAUCCACCAGGCAAGUUCUUUUUUGGUCGCGGUCUUUGCUACAAGAUUUUCCUUUUUUCAGCAUGGCUGCCAAAUCGUUUUUUGAUCUAACUUUGACAGAUUUUCCAGCUUUGUGGUAAUACUUUGAUAACUAGAUCUUUUCUUUG
This is a messenger RNA of Selaginella moellendorffii, 1256 nucleotides long. Its product is annotated as DNA (cytosine-5)-methyltransferase DRM2-like. The transcript has a single exon. NCBI's taxonomy places the organism in Eukaryota, Viridiplantae, Streptophyta, Lycopodiopsida, Selaginellales, Selaginellaceae. Gene Ontology annotation, cellular component: nucleus. The record is from RefSeq and is a predicted model, not a curated record. Gene Ontology annotation, molecular function: methyltransferase activity. The annotation marks the transcript as partial.